Messenger RNA from Temnothorax curvispinosus, 528 nucleotides. Its product is annotated as UPF0329 protein ECU05_1680/ECU11_0050-like. Bases 1 to 528 code for a protein of 175 amino acids. The record is from RefSeq and is a predicted model, not a curated record. Lineage: Eukaryota; Metazoa; Arthropoda; Insecta; Hymenoptera; Formicidae. The transcript has a single exon.
AUGGAAUACGAGGGGAGAGCGAUAGCGGAGGCGGUGGAAAAGAUAGUGGAGGAGAAAUUGAGGAAGAUAGCGAAGGAGAAGAAAGAGGUUGGUAAAAGGAAGGAGGAGAGGUUAGAGGAGCUAAAGGAGAAAGUAAAGAAGAUGUUGAAGGAGAAGAAAGAGGCAGGCAAAAGGAAGGAGAAGAGGAGGGAGGAGCUUGAGGAGAAAGUAAGAAGAUUGGAGAGAAAGGUAGAAAGAUUGGAGCUAAAUGCAGGCAAAAGAAAGAGAAAGGACGAGGGGGAGAGUGAGACGGGGAAGAGAAAAUGGUGGGCGGGGACAAGUGAAGGGAACGAGGACGAGCAAAGAAAAAGGAACGUAAUUUUAAGGGUGGAGAAGGAAAAAUGGGGAGGUAAGAGGUCGAACUGGGAGAAGGUAAAGGAGCUGUUCGCAGAAGGGCUUAAGGUGAGGGUGACGGUGAGGGAGGUGAUUGUGGUGGGACAGAGGGAAAUUUGGCUAACCAUACUGGUGAAGUUGGGAGACGAAGAGUAA